Aspergillus heteromorphus CBS 117.55 is the source of this 1622-nucleotide messenger RNA. Its product is annotated as MFS general substrate transporter. Gene Ontology annotation, biological process: pantothenate import across plasma membrane. Bases 39 to 1481 code for a protein of 480 amino acids. Lineage: Eukaryota; Fungi; Ascomycota; Eurotiomycetes; Eurotiales; Aspergillaceae. The record is from RefSeq and is a predicted model, not a curated record. Gene Ontology annotation, cellular component: plasma membrane. Gene Ontology annotation, molecular function: pantothenate transmembrane transporter activity. The transcript has 4 exons.
GUCGUGAUCGACUGCCGUGCAAAAGACGAGACGAUCCGAUGCCCUCGACCCGCACCCGGCUGGCCAUCGGCCUCUGGGGCCCCGACCCCCCCGAUCGCGCCCUGCUGGCCAAGCUGGACUGCACCCUCCUGCCCUACUUCUCGCUCAUCUGGUUCCUGUUCGGCGUCACCCGCGCCAGCUACUCGUCCGCCUACAUCAGCGGCAUGAAGGAGGCCCUGGGCUUCGAGGGCAAGGACUACAACUACAUGAACACCGCCUACCUGGUGGUCUACGCCGUCUGCCAGAUGCCCGGCACCAGCCUGCUCACCGUCGCCCGCCCCAAGUACGUCUUCGUCGCCGCCAACGUCACCUGGAGCGUCCUGACCCUCAUCACCUACCGCAUGUCCCACGCCUGGCAGGUCAUCCUGCUCAACGCCCUCGAGGGCGGCUUCUCCGCCAUCGCCUAUGUGGGCGCCCAGUUCAUUCUUGGCUCCUGGUACAAGAAGUCCGAGCUGGGUAUGCGCGCCGCCGUCUUCUGCGUCUUUGGCCAGCUGGGCACCAUGGCGGGCAGCUGGAUCCAGGCCGGGCUGCUGGCGACCCUCGCGGGGAAGGGGGGGAUGCCCGCCUGGAAAUGGAUCUUCAUCAUCGUGUCGGUCAUGACGGUCCCGGUGGCACUCUUCGGCUGGGUGUUCAUCCCCGACCUGCCCGCCCAUCGCGCCGCCUGGUAUCUCACCGACGAGCAGAAGGACCACGCCAUCGCCCGCCUCGGGGCGGUCCGCAAGCAGGCCUGGGACCGCACGGUGUUCCGUCGCGUGCUGCUCAGCUGGCAGUUCUGGCUCCUGCCGUUCAUCUUCAUGCUGUACUCCCUCUCCAUCCAGAUGCUGCAGAACAACGUCAUGGCCUACUGGAUGGCCUCGCGCGGGUACACCACCAUCCAACAGAACAACUACCCCACGGGCAUCUACGCCACCGCCAUCGUCGGCACCAUCGGGUACGCCAUCAUCUCCGACCGGCGGCAGUCGCGCUGGGAGGUGUCGGUGGCCAUCGGGUUGACCUUCGUCGUGGGGUCGGCCAUCCUGGUGUCCAGCCCGGCCACCGACGCGGGCUACUUCGUCGCCUUCUACCUGCUGGGCACCACCUUCGCCCCGCAGGCCGUCUGGUACUCGUGGAUGGCCGACGUGACGAGCCACGACUUCCAGCUGCGCGCCAUCACCACGGGCUUCAUGAACUCGUUCGACUUCGCCUUUGUCACCUGGUGGCCCCUGAUCUUCUACCCCGCCACCGACGCCCCCCACUUCCGCAAGGGGUACAUCGCCAGCCUGGUGACGGGCGCGCUGACCCUGCCACUGGUCGGGGUGAUCGCCUAUCUCGAGAAGCGCGACACGGCGCGCGGCAUCAUCGGGCGGUUUCCGGGGGAGGACCAGCAGGGGCUGCGGGGGGACGAGCAGGGCAAGCCGGGGGAGGAUCCGGUCAACGUGCGGGCGACCGAGGUCGAUGUGUAGGUCCAUCUGGGAGCAGUCUGUCAACAGAAGGGAUGGGGUGUGGGUGCCUCACUUUCGUCCGACUCGGACUCGGACAUGGCAUCAUUCCCCCGGUAGUCCGAGGGCGCAUCGCGUCCCCCUUGCGCAUACGCAUGAUCAGAC